This is a messenger RNA of Olea europaea var. sylvestris, 935 nucleotides long. Its product is annotated as zinc finger Ran-binding domain-containing protein 2-like. The transcript is spliced from 3 exons. Gene Ontology annotation, cellular component: cytoplasm. NCBI's taxonomy places the organism in Eukaryota, Viridiplantae, Streptophyta, Magnoliopsida, Lamiales, Oleaceae. The coding region runs from base 256 to 759 and encodes 167 amino acids. The record is from RefSeq and is a predicted model, not a curated record. Gene Ontology annotation, molecular function: mRNA binding.
UUCAUAACUUCAAACCCUCCCCUGCACGUCCCCUCAUCCAAGUAUAUAACUGCCCUAGCUCAUUUGCCAAUUCAUUUCACUCCAAGCAAUCUCUUAUUCUAUCAGUACACUUGCCAAUACAGCAAAAUUUUCUUUAAAUUCAUUAUCUUUCUUCAGGUGAGCCCUUAUUCUUCCUUCAUUGAAGAUUUCUUAAUGCCUUCUCUUAUGUGCUUGGUUUUUAUGCCGCUUUGGUAUAGUACUCGAUUGGUCUAGACAAUGCAUAGACGGGGUUAUGUUGUGGCUAGAAUUCGUAUUUUUCUUCUUACUACUAUUGGCUUUCUAUUUUUAGAUACAAACAUACAGUCAAUGAGUAGUGGAGAUUGGAUGUGUGCUGCAUGCCAGCAUCUCAACUUCAAGAAACGCGAGUCGUGCCAACGAUGUAGCUGUCCUAAAUAUGCCACCGAAGUCGAUGUGUCUGCUUAUGGGAUAAACAGAACAGAAGUCUUAGCUGGAGACUGGUAUUGUAGCGCUUUGAAUUGCGGUUCACAUAACUAUGCAAGCCGAACGAGCUGCUAUCGAUGUGGUGGAUCAAGAGAUUAUUGUGGAUACGACGCUGGAAUGACGGCACCUGCUAGUUAUGCAUACGACACUAGUGUGCUCCCUGGAUGGAAAACUGGCGACUGGAUUUGCACCAGAUUAGGAUGUGGUGUGCACAAUUAUGCUAGCAGGACAGAGUGCUUUAAAUGCAAGACACCUAAGGAUUUUGGAGGAGCACUGUGAGAAAGUGAACUAAGCAAGAACUACAUUUAUUGCAUCAGAGAAUGACUAGAAGUUACAAUCCUUGACAACUCUCUCUAAGGAACUCGGCAAAAUAGCAUUGUAACUUCGAGAGAGUUUUAUUUUCUUUUUCCAUGUACUUCUUCAAAUAGUUAACUCAAGAAGGAUUUCUUACUUCA